AUGGCGAGUUUGGUUUGCGUUCGUUCUUUGCGGGUGAAAUCUCAGGCCGAGCCCAUCGUGUUCGCGCUCCGCGAGGGCAGUAUCGAGAUCUACAAGGGGACAGACAUUGAGGCGGUGAAACAUGGAAGUCCCGCCAAGAGGAUUGUGGUGGAUGAUAUUAAAGACCUGGAGGUGGAAGAGGAACAAGAGAAGUUCAUCAUUCGCUUGGCUGACCGCAAGAGCUUUGAGGUGUUUUCUCCUCAGGGGAAGUCCUUUGACGAUUGGUAUGAUGAGUUAGCACGGAUCUUCGAAGAAGCCGAAUCA
Molecule: messenger RNA, 303 nt
Organism: Cladocopium goreaui
Lineage: Eukaryota; Dinophyceae; Suessiales; Symbiodiniaceae
Source: the annotation of a GenBank genome assembly